Molecule: messenger RNA, 1788 nt
Organism: Zasmidium cellare ATCC 36951
Lineage: Eukaryota; Fungi; Ascomycota; Dothideomycetes; Mycosphaerellales; Mycosphaerellaceae
Exons: 3
Coding region: 1-1788 (595 amino acids)
Biological process (GO): intracellular calcium ion homeostasis; calcium ion transmembrane transport
Cellular component (GO): fungal-type vacuole membrane
Molecular function (GO): calcium:proton antiporter activity
Source: RefSeq, a predicted model, not a curated record
AUGGUGCUAACGGGUUCGUUGCGGUUAGACAAGAUCAAGCAGGCAGCUCGGCGAGACGCCUGGUACCACAACUUCGACGGCAAUGACACGCAACGCACAUACAAUCCCUUUGGCCGCAUGAACACACGCCCCCGAGUUGGCACCGACGUGGAAAACCAGAACAAUUUGGCGCACAUUCAGUCCAGCGACGGUGUGUCAACGCUCGAGGACCAACGAAGACUGCAGGCAGAUGAGGAGAAUGGACCAUUCCGAGGACCGGAUAAGUCGAGUACAUACCCACCAGGCCCUCAGAUGGGAAUGCCGUCGAACAGCGAAAAAGGAGAUUUCAGUGAAACUGAGAAGCCAAGCGGGGAGACUGAGAAGAACGAUACCUCGAUCGAACCUGUGCCUCAGGGAUCUAUCGAAGAUUCGGUAGGGUCGAAUGGGGAGAACGGCAAAGCGAGGAAACGCAGGAAGUUCUUCGCCCCGUUCAGCAAGAAGAAGGACGCCGAUGGCGUCGACCGAGCCGAGACGGACGAGUCGAAGAAGAAGUCGAGGAAGAAAUAUCCCCACAUCACGUUCAUGAGCCAAUUCAAGGCCGUCUUUGGCUCCUAUAUCAACAUCCUCUUGGUCAUGGUGCCGGUCGGUAUCGCUCUGGAAUACAGCCAUGUUGACAAGACAGCGGUCUUCGUGGUCAACUUUGUUGCCAUCAUCCCUCUAGCUGCGAUGCUGUCGUACGCCACUGAGGAGCUGGCCAUGUACAUUGGAGAAGUUCUCGGCGGUCUACUCAACGCCACGUUCGGAAAUGCCGUCGAGUUGAUUGUCAGUAUCAUCGCUUUGACGCAGAAGAAGGUCCUCAUCGUGCAGACCUCCUUGAUUGGGAGUAUGCUGUCGAACUUGCUACUGGUCCUAGGAAUGUGUUUCUUCUUGGGAGGCAUCAACCGUGUUGAGCAGCACUUCAACAUCACAGUCGCACAGACGGCAGCUUCCCUCCUCGCACUGGCAAUUGGCAGUCUGAUCAUCCCCACGGCGUUCCAGAUCUUCUCCCCAGACGACAGUGGAGUCGCUCCAACCUCUCGCGGAACUGCAGUCCUCUUGCUGGUGGUAUACGCCUGCUAUCUGAUUUUCCAACUGCGGACACAUGUCGACAUGUACAAUGAGCCAAGCCAGAAAUCGCCCAAGAAAUCUUCCGGCAAGAAGGAAGAGGGCGAGACUUUGAAGGGCAUUGCGAUGAUCGGCGCUGCAAGUGGUGCUGCCACUGCAGGUGGGAGGAUUAAUCAGGAGAAUCUUGUCCAAGAGCAAGAAGCCGAGGAAGAGACUCCUCAGCUCACGGUCGUUGGUGCUCUUGUCACCCUCGCCAUUUCGACUGUCUUCAUCGCUCUGUGCGCUGAGUACAUGGUCUCGGCCAUUACUGCCAUUUCGGAGAGUGUCUCGCAAGAGUUCAUUGGUCUCAUCCUCCUCCCUAUCGUCGGAAACGCCGCAGAGCACGCCACCGCUGUGACGGUUGCAAUCAAGGACAAAAUGGAUCUCGCCAUUGGAGUUGCAGUCGGCUCGAGUCUACAGAUUGCUCUUCUGGUCCUCCCCAUCAUGGUCAUGCUCAACUGGUGGGGCGUUGGUUCGCCUGCGGUCAUGGAUCUCGACUUCAACGGCUUCUUGGUCGUCGUGCUUGUCAUUUCUAUCUGGCUCGUCAACUACCUCAUCAACGACGGAAAGUCGCAUUGGCUUGAGGGUGUUUUGCUGAUGAUUACAUAUCUCAUCAUCGCCGUGAGCGCUUGGUUCUACCCUGCUGAUGGUGAAGUUGCUGGCUGA